UUCCUCCCUCUGUAACUUUUCUUUCCUCUCCUGUCUUCUUUCCCUGUGCUUGAAUGGAGAGGCCGGGCUCUCUGGAACCUGGACUCCCCUUGCCGGGUGCAGAGCCCGUUGCUGAGGUUCAUGUUGCCAAGAUGGAAGCGCCUCCUGUGGAUGAGGGGGCAAAAUUUGCCAGCUCUAAACUGUUUCGGUGUGCAUGUGUAAAUCGCUUGCUGCCACUGGCCUACAGAGUAGAACUUUAUCAUGUCUUACGACUCACAGGCCCACUGCUGCUGUCCCGGAUUCUGAACUUCCUCCUGCCAUUUGUCAUCACCAUAUUCUGUGGUCACAUUGGAAAUGCAGAGCUUGCUGGAUAUGCCCUUGCCUCAGCAACCAUCAAUGUGACCACAACUGCAACAGGCUAUGGCCUUACGAUGGCUUGUGACACCCUCAUUUCUCAGACGUAUGGCAGCAGGAACAUGAAACGUGUGGGAGUUAUUCUACAGAAAAGCACCCUGAUCCUACUACUGUUUUGCCUGCCCUGUUGGGCUCUCCUCAUCAACUCUCACAAUUUACUGCUCCUACUCCACCAAGAGCAUGAAGUAGCUCGAAUAGCCAAUCUAUAUGUGAUGACGUUUCUUCCUGCUGUUCCAGCAAUGUUCUUACAUCAGCUGCAAGUUUCUUAUCUACAAAACCAGGGGAUCAUUCUACCUCAGAUGUAUACGGCUGCAGUGGCCAACAUUUUCAACUUGGGGAUCAACUAUCUCCUUAUUUCUGUGCUGAAGCUGGGUGUAAUUGGGUCAGCAGUUGCCAACAGCCUCUCUCAGAUCAUCAUUUGCCUUCUAUUGUUUGGCUAUAUCAGAUGGAAGAAGCUCCAUCAGCGGACAUGGGGAGGCUGGUCCACCGAAUGUCUGCAGGGCUGGGGUUCCUUCAUGAAGCUGGCUGUUCCCAGCGCAUUCAUGAUCUGUUUUGAGUGGUGGGUCUGGGAGGUUGGAGGUUUUCUUGCAGGUGUGCUUGGAGAAGUUGAUCUGGCUGCCCAGCAUGUGAUGGUCGAAAUAGGAGCCAUAACAUACAUGUUUCCUUUAGGUAUCCACGCUGCAGCCUGUGUACGUGUUGGGAACGCUCUGGGGGCCGGCAACACAUCCAGAGCGAUAGUCACCUGCAAGGUUGCUCUCGUUCUAUCAGGAGUACUCGCUGUGUUCCAGGGAUUCAUCCUUGCUGGCUGUAAGUCCGUCAUUGGCUACAUAUUUACCUCAGACGAGAACAUUGUGCGGCUCGUUUCAGAAAACCUGACAGUUUACACAUUUCUUCAGUUCCUUGAUGCAGUUUUGUGUGUCUGCUCAGGAAUUCUUGUCGGAUGUGGGAUGCAGAAAAUCGCUGCCCUAUCAAACCUGGUGUUUUACUACUUCAUCGGCCUACCUGUAGGAAUAGCACUAAUGUUUGCUGCCCAGCUUAGAAUAUUAGGGUUGUGGCUCGGUCUCCUAAUUUGUGUUUUCGUUCAGACGAGUUUCUUCCUUGUUUUGAUCUUUAAAGCCGACUGGAAAAAAGUGACGCAUAAGGCUCAAAGGCGAGCUGGGAAAACUGUAGUUGUGGCCCCAGUGCGUCCUGUUAGUACUGUUCUAAGUGAGGCGAUCUUACCGGAUGUCAUUGACAGCCCAGAAUUGGCCCAGGAAAAGAGUGAAACAGCUUUCAGAACAGAGGGCUACAGCCGUGUUAAUACCCAAGAUCAGGAGCUGAAAAGGGGUAAUGAAUCGGAGGAAAACAACACAAAUCCUGCAGUAACUGAGAGAGACGCUGAAAAGAGCAAAGAAUCUUCUGGCAACAAAGCUGCAGAGAAGCUCUCCACCUCUCAGCUGAUUAUGCGUCGGGGACUAACGUUGCUGUUUUCAAUUCUUAUUUUGAUCACAGGAGUUGCGUUCCAGAUUGCUUUUCCUGUACCAGAACCCCAUGCCCAGAGUGUGGCCAACUUCACCUUGAAUUUGGUUAAUUUCUCCACUCCUACACCACUAAAUGCACUAAGCGUGACCACAAGCUUGUAAGCUACUUGAAAUGGAGACACCUGCUGACUGCAUGUGGUUGUUGCACUGGCUCCAUGUUAACAAAUGUCUUAAUAACUUCAUAUACUUAAUAACUUCAUAACUAAAUAACUUCAUAAUUCUAUUAUUGUAUAGUAAAAAUGAAGUUUUUACAUAUUAAAAUCCUAUGCAUUGUUUUCAGCUUCUCUGGAGUUAUGUGGUGAAGUUCACCAUAAAAAAGUUCAAACUGACAAAGUGGCUCAUCAAACAGACCCCAACAUCUAGUGCGAUGAAAUCACUUUUUCAGUCUUUGUUUAAAUCUAGUCUUAACUGCAUUUUUACUCGGUCACAGGAUUUUUUUCUCAAUACAGCUAAACACCACAGCUGCGACAUCCUUUUUUCCCUACAACUUAGUGUAAAACCCCUGGCUGCAUUUAAGUUGAAACAAGUUUUAACUUUGAAAACCUGAAAACUCAAAUUUUGUUUUUAUGUUUGCAGGAACAACUAAAUUAUUAUGCUUCUAGCAAUGGCCUUAAAAAUGUUUUGCUUUUGACUCAGGUAAGGUGGUCUUGACUACAAUACUGUUAACUUCUCAUUGGUUAACCUGCACACUAAGUAGUGUUAGCCCUCACUUUGAGGGGUAAGGCUGACAGAUAAAUAAAGCUUGGGAGCAUAAAGUGACUAAAUAAAUACUUAAAUAAUUGUUUUUUUAUUAAUAAAUUAGCUUUUCAUUUAAAAUAUUAAAUCAUGUAGUACGUAUUCAUUUAAUGAUUUAUUUAUUUUUUGAAUUUUGGCACUUUUGGACCUCACUGGCAUUGAUAUUGGCAUAUUCUUUUUUGAUCUAUUUUUACAUUGCCCAGUGUGGUAAAAGCUUUUUCUUACUGACUGACCCUUAAAUAAAUUUUUCAUGUUUUAACAAACUAAACAUUGAUUGUAAAUAUCUAUAUUGUACAAAAUUUACAUGAACAGAUGUAAAUACAUAAACCUGAAUAAGUGGUAAAUAAUUGUUGUAUUUUUUCUGUCAUUACAAAUUUUCCCUGUGUUUUCUCUUGACUAGAUUAAUAAAACAAACAUAGUA
Molecule: messenger RNA, 3069 nt
Organism: Girardinichthys multiradiatus
Lineage: Eukaryota; Metazoa; Chordata; Actinopteri; Cyprinodontiformes; Goodeidae
Gene: slc47a1
Product: solute carrier family 47 member 1
Exons: 17
Coding region: 54-2015 (653 amino acids)
Biological process (GO): xenobiotic detoxification by transmembrane export across the plasma membrane
Cellular component (GO): membrane
Molecular function (GO): xenobiotic transmembrane transporter activity; antiporter activity
Source: RefSeq, a predicted model, not a curated record